AUUGUCUUUUUUUAAUCCACACCAAAUCCCGCGCUCAGUCCGUCGCAAUGGCAAAAGAAAAGAACUACAACCCCGUUCAGGAAGCCAAAAAGGCAGAGAAGCAGAAACAGCUCCGCAAGCAAAAAGCCAACCUCCAGGCGCAGCGCAACGAGAAACUCGCGCGGCGGAAUCCACAUCGCAUACAGCGAGACAUCGACGGUCUCAAGGAACUCGAGCAGAAUGGGUCGAUACGGCCACAUGAGAAGCAGCGACUACAGGAGCUAGAGAAGGACCUUGCAGCGGUAAACAAGGCGCGCGCAGCGCUCGGUGACAAAGCCCCAGUAUUCAAGCCAGAGCGACGAUUCGACAACGACGACCGAAGUCGAGGAGGCGACCGAGAGAGCCGAGGCGGAGGUGUUUUGGGCAAGCGAACGCGAAACGGGCAGCGAAAGGACGAGGAUAGCAGCGAUACCGACGACGAUGUCAAGCACAUUCCCAUGCCUCGCGAUACGCCACCGCCGAUCCCGCGAAAGUACCAAGCGCGCGCUUCGCAGGCCGAUGAAGCGCCGCAAGAGCCCAAGAAACCGACGAUUGUGUACGAAGCUGCACCUCAAGUGCGUGAUUUGCGGAAAGAAGCGACAAAGUUCAUGCCUGCGGCUGUCGCGCAGAAGUUGAAGUUGGCAAAGGGCGAGGGUCGGUUGCUAGAGCCCGACGAGUUUGACAAGCUAAAGGACGAGGGGUAUAUGAAGGAGCAGAGCAAAGCAGGAGCCGAGGCUAGUGGAAACAUUGGGCCCGAGGUGGACGAAGAGCUUGAGGCGUUUAUGAAGCUACAGUCUAUGAGUGCUGGGCAGAUGGCCGAAAAGGCGGCAGAAGCAGCAGUGCAAGAGGCAGAGUACACAAUGAUGGCGGCUGAAGCGAAAGGGCAAAUGCAGGGCAUAUCAAACGAGGCCCGCACAGCAGAGAACACACUCAGGCACGUGCAGAUGGAGGAGGUGGAAGACGAGGACCUGUAGAUUGAAAUCAUACCAUUCACCAUUCCAUUGGUCAA
Molecule: messenger RNA, 1027 nt
Organism: Bipolaris maydis ATCC 48331
Lineage: Eukaryota; Fungi; Ascomycota; Dothideomycetes; Pleosporales; Pleosporaceae
Product: WW domain binding protein 11-domain-containing protein
Biological process (GO): RNA processing
Source: RefSeq, a predicted model, not a curated record